AACCUCUCUGUAUAUGUUUUCUUUCUAUUUAUUAAUUCGCAUUUAUCUAUGGAUCAAAAUUGCAUCAUAGUUGCAUCUUUGCAUAAAAUUAUAAUUUGCAGAGAUACAAUAUUGUUGACGAGAAAUAAUAACAUUUCUGUUAUAUCGUCGUAUAAAUAUUUAUAAUGGUCUCAGCAUGGGAAGAUUUUUAUGCAAUGCAUCCACCUCCUCAGGAUUUGAAGGAGAAUGAGAAUGCUCUAAAGGAAUUUACCAAAAAGCAUUUAGAUGAGGGUAAUAAAGUAGUACUAGUGACGAGUGGAGGUACAACUGUACCCUUAGAACAUAAUACAGUGAGAUUUGUGGAUAACUUUAGUGCAGGCACAAGAGGAUCUGUUUCGGCAGAAUAUUUUUUGGAGCAUGGAUAUACAGUUAUUUUUAUGUAUAGAGUCAAAUCCUUGGAACCAUUUUCAAGACAUUUCACUGGACAAAAGUUUUUAGACUUGCUUCAAAUAUCGGAUAAUAAUAAUGAGACUCCUGUUAUCACAGUUUCACCAGAAUAUACACAAAAGGUAGCAAUAGUACUGCGAAAAUAUAGAGAAGCAUUUGAUCAAAGAAAAUUGUUACAACUUACUUUCACGACUCUUCCUGAAUAUCUCUGGCUGCUCCGAUCUGCUUGCCAAAUACUAGCACCUCUGGAAAAUAGAGCUAUUUUAUAUUUAGCAGCAGCAGUCUCAGAUUUUUACAUUCCAUCUAAUGAAAUGUCAGUCCAUAAAAUUCACUCAAGUGGACCACCAACUAUAUCUCUUCAAUUAGUACCAAAAAUAUUAGCUCCAUUAGUCAGUUUAUGGGUACCAAAAGCAUUUGUAGUCUCUUUUAAAUUAGAAACUGAUGAAAGCUUGCUAAUUUCUAAGGCAAGAAAUGCUCUUGACAAAUAUCACCAUAAUCUUGUAAUAGCAAACAUGUUGCAAAAUAGAAAGCAACAAGUGAUAAUUGUAAGCAAAGAGACUGAUUAUAUUCUAUCUCUUACAAAUGAGCAAUUAAAUAAUGGUGACGAGAUUGAACAAUUAAUUGUAAAUGACAUUAUUGAAAAGCAUACAAAAUUUAUAUGGUCUAAAAAAGUUUAAUUAGUUGAACAGUUUUAGCCAAAUAUUUAAAAUAUUAGAUUUUAUAUAUACAUUAAAUGCAUUUUAAAAAGCUUAUAGGUUUUAAAGCUUAAAUAAGUUUUG
Messenger RNA from Cataglyphis hispanica, 1205 nucleotides. RefSeq names its product phosphopantothenate--cysteine ligase (gene Ppcs). The transcript has 7 exons. Gene Ontology annotation, biological process: coenzyme A biosynthetic process. Lineage: Eukaryota; Metazoa; Arthropoda; Insecta; Hymenoptera; Formicidae. The record is from RefSeq and is a predicted model, not a curated record. Gene Ontology annotation, cellular component: nucleus; cytoplasm. The coding region runs from base 165 to 1103 and encodes 312 amino acids. Gene Ontology annotation, molecular function: phosphopantothenate--cysteine ligase activity.